This is a messenger RNA of Vombatus ursinus (common wombat), 936 nucleotides long. RefSeq names its product vomeronasal type-1 receptor 4-like. Gene Ontology annotation, cellular component: membrane. The record is from RefSeq and is a predicted model, not a curated record. Gene Ontology annotation, biological process: G protein-coupled receptor signaling pathway. Gene Ontology annotation, molecular function: pheromone receptor activity. NCBI's taxonomy places the organism in Eukaryota, Metazoa, Chordata, Mammalia, Diprotodontia, Vombatidae.
AUGCUUUGUUAUGAUGGUGUCCUGUGUACUUUCUACAUGCUUCAGAUUGUAAUUGGAACAUUUGGGAAUGAUUUACUUCUUUACAUGUAUAGCUUUAAUAUAAUCACUACUCAAAGCAUAAGACCCAUUGACGUGAUUUUCAUUAAUUUGGCCUUUUCCAACUUUGUGGUGAUUCUCUUGAGAGGAGUUCCAUGGGCAAUCCAUUCCUACCUUCAGAAAAUUUUCCUGAGUGACUUAGAAUGUAAAAUCACAAUUUAUCUUCCAAAAGUGGCCCGGGGCAUUUUCCUUUCUACUACCUGCCUUCUGAGUGUCUUCCAGGCCAUUACUAUCAGUUCUGGCCAUUCCAUAUGGGCUGAGUUCAAAGCCAGAGACCUGAAGUGUAUUGUUUCAUUCUGUGUUUUCAUAUGGAUUCUUAAUCUUUUAGAUGGGGUUGUGCCUCUGUAUGUGACUGGCACUAGGAGCAACACAAACAGUAAUGUAAGUAGAAAUCUAGGCUAUUGUUCUAUAGGCAGGCAUGCCUUGAAUACCUCAAAACUUGUGAUCUGGAAGUCACUUCAUGACGCAGUGAUUGUGGCNUUCAUGGCCAUUACCAGUGGCUACAUGGUGGUUGUUUUGUACAGACACCACUGGCAAAUCCAGCACAUUCAUAAGACCAGUCUCAAUCCCAGUUCUUCCCCAGAGACCAGAGCUACCAAAGCCAUCCUGUUGCUUGUGAGCAUCUUUAUAUGCUUCUAUUCAUUCAGUUCCAUCUUUAUUAUUGUGUUGGAUAAUUCUAAAGACACAAAGCCAUGGAUGAUACAUAUCUCUGUUGUUUUUUCCUUGUGUUACCCAACAAACAGUCCCUUUCUUUUAAUCAGCAGUGACUCCCAGAUGCCCAAUUGUUAUAAUGCUUUUAAAAGGUUGAAAAAGACUUUAUCAUCAAAUUCUGAGAACUAA